GCUCCACCCACAGUCUCCAAAGUUCCCGCAUCCGAAAGCGAAAAGAAAAGCAAGGAAGGAAAGCAAGCAAGCAGCGGAUCGAGAUCACCAUCGCCAUGGGGAAGCGCAAGUCAUCUUCGAGCAAGAAGCUGCUCGCGAAGAAGCCCAAGCACGCCCAGAAGCUGGAGAAAGUCUUCAACUGCCCUUUCUGCGGCUACGUCGACUGCGUGGACUGUCAUCUCGACAACGAAAUCUGGAUAGCCACGCUGCGCUGCAAUCGCUGCGGCGAGUCCUACACCACCAGGAUGAAUCGUCUCACCGAGCCCAUCGACGUCUUCGCCGAGUGGAUCGACGAGUGCCAGCUCGUCAACCCCGACGACCCAGCAGCAGUAACCGGCGCAAACAACCACCACCGCGGCGGCCGCGAUUCGUCUGUCUAUACUUCUCGGCCGACCAAGAUUGCAACGCACCAGCCGCCGCGGCGCUCGUGCCAAGUAGUUUAGGCCUCUUCCUUAUUGUCGUCUGUAAAAACUAAAAAGCCCUAAUGAAUGAAGAAUGAUUCAAUUCUUGUUUGUUUCAAGCUCUCUCUCUCGUAUUCGGUAAUUAGUUAAUCUAAAAGGGGAAGAAUCAAAGAAACGAACAUAGGAAGU
Molecule: messenger RNA, 629 nt
Organism: Linum trigynum
Lineage: Eukaryota; Viridiplantae; Streptophyta; Magnoliopsida; Malpighiales; Linaceae
Source: the annotation of a GenBank genome assembly